Argentina anserina (silverweed cinquefoil) is the source of this 2761-nucleotide messenger RNA. RefSeq lists its product as uncharacterized. The coding region runs from base 303 to 2609 and encodes 768 amino acids. The transcript has a single exon. Lineage: Eukaryota; Viridiplantae; Streptophyta; Magnoliopsida; Rosales; Rosaceae. The record is from RefSeq and is a predicted model, not a curated record.
GCUAGCUGCAGAGAGUCUCUCUGCUACUAUAUGAAUGUCUCCCAGAGUUCCUCCCUCACUUCUGUUCUUUGUGCCCUUCUUCAACAUUCUCCUCUGAUCCCAACUCAGAGAAUCUCCCUCCAAUCUCUCUCUCACUAGUUUCACUUAAACCCCUCACACCCAAACCCAAAAACCCACCUCGCCGCCGGCCACAUUUUCCCGCUCAACCUCACCAACCCUAAACACCAAACACCACUUCUUCCAACCAAAACCCAUUAUUUCUCCUCACUCAAAUUUCGACUCUUUUUACUUCCCCAAAAAAAAUGGCCGACCCUUCUUCCGACCCACCACCUCUCUCGCCGGACGAGGCCGCCGGCCGAGCUCUGACCAAACGCUACGAGGGACUUGUGACUGUUCGGACCAAAGCCAUAAAGGGCAAAGGAGCUUGGUACUGGGCUCACUUGGAGCCUGUUCUGGUUCGGAACACAAACACUAACCUCCCCAAAGCUGUCAAGCUCAAGUGUCUUUUAUGCGACGCGGUUUUCUCGGCGUCAAACCCGUCCAGAACAGCCUCCGAGCAUCUCAAGCGCGGCACGUGUCCUAAUUUCACCUCGGUGUUGCGGCCGAAUUCGUCGGCGUCGCUCUCGCCGCAGCCCAUUUCGUCUCUGCCGUCGCCGUCGUCCCACAAUCACCGGAAAAGAAUGGGUACUCUUCUCUCUCCUAUAUCUCAAGUAACUCAAGUACAUUCCUUGGCCAUGAUCGGGGCUCCCGGAUUUUGCGGCGAGCUUUACUCACAUGACCCGAACCCGAACAACCCGGACCCGGUCGGGUUGAGUCAUCAUCAGCAGCAGCAUCAGCACCAUUUGGUUCUGUCUGGUGGGAAAGAUGACUUGGGUGCUUUGGCAAUGUUGGAGAAUAGUGUCAAGAAGCUCAAGAGCCCCAAGCCUUCUUCUGCUGGUGUGUCCCUCACAAAGGAGCAGGUGGAUUCUGCUCUUGAGUUGUUCUCUGAGUGGUUCUAUGAGUCUUGUGGGUCUGUGUCGUUUUCGAGCCUCGAGCAUCCCAAGUUCAAGGCCUUCCUUGGCCAGGUGGGCUUGCCUGCAGUGCUGCAGAGGGAGCUUUCGGGUUCACGGCUUGAUGUCAAGUAUAGUGUGGCCAAAGCCGAGUGUGAAGCUAGGAUAAGGGAUGCAAUGUUCUUUCAGCUGGCUUCUGAUGGCUGGGAGAGUAGUAGUUUUUGUGGCGGGGAGGAGAGUAUGGUUAAGUUUAUGGUUAAUCUGCCGAAUGGGAGUAGUCUUUUUCAGAAAGUUGUGUUUACUGGAGGGUCUGUUUCGUCGAAAUAUGCUGAGGAGGUAAUGUGGGAUGCGGUUAGUGGUGUGUGUGGGAGUGGAGUGCAGCGUUGCGUGGGGAUUGUGGCUGACAAGUAUAAAGCCAAGGCAUUGAGGAACUUAGAGAGUCAGCAUCAUUGGAUGGUGAAUGUUUCCUGUCAGCUACAGGGGUUUGUUUCCUUAAUUAAGGAUUUUAGCAAAGAGUUUAAGUUGUUUAUGGUUGUUUCUGAUAAUUGCUUAAAGGUUGCGAAUUUUGUGAAUACCACCACGGAGGUUAGGCGGAUUUUCCAGAAGUACAAGAUGCAGGUGCUUGGGUAUGCAGGGUUGCUCUCAGUUUCUUCUUCCAAAUGCGAUAAUUUGAAGAAUUAUGCGGCUGUUUAUGCAAUGCUGGAGGAUGUGUUGACAUGUUCUGGCAUACUUAAAAUGGUAGUGUUGGAUGAUUGCUAUAAGGUGGCAUUUGCGGAGGACCCAAUUGCUUUGGAAGUCGCAGGGAUGAUCCAAAACGAAGGAUUCUGGAAUGAACUAAUUGCAGUCUAUGAACUUAUGAAGCUGAUAAGAGUGAUGACUCAGGAGAUUGAAGCUGAGAGGCCAUUAAUUGGGCAAUGCCUGCCCCUAUGGGAGGACUUGCGAACAAAAGUGAAGGAGUGGUGUGCCAAGUUUAACAUUGAUGAAAGACCUGUUGAACAAAUAGUCGAAAAACGGUUUGCAAAGAAUUACCACCCAGCAUGGUCAGCUGCAUUUAUACUUGAUCCACAAUAUCUGAUGAGGGACACUAGUGGAAAGUACCUUCCACCGUUCAAGUGCUUGACGCAUGAGCAGGAGAAGGAUGUAGAUAAGCUCAUUACCAGAUUGGUAUCCAGGGAAGAAGCGCAUGUCGCAUUAAUGGAACUGAUGAAAUGGAGGACAGAAGGAAUGGAUCCGCUUUAUGCUCAGGCAGUUCAGGUUAAACAGCAAGAUCCUGUGACUGGAAAAAUGAAAAUUGCAAACCCGCAGAGCAGUAGACUUGUGUGGGAAACUUGUCUCAGCAAAUUAAGCAUACUGGGUAAGGUUGCGGUGAGACUCAUCUUCCUCCAUGCAACCUCAUUUGGAUUGAAAUGCAAUUGGUCUUUCAUGAAAUGGAUUUGUGUACAUAGGCACUCAAAAUUAGGCCUAGAAAGGGCAGAGAAGAUGAUAUUCAUUGCAGCUCAUGCAAAGCUUGAAAGAAGGGAUCUCUCUAACGACGAAGAAAGGGAAGCAGAGCUGUUUGCGACUGCAAGUGGUGAUGAUGACAUGCUCAAUGAGGCCCUUUCCGAUGCAAACACAGUGUAAUGUUUUUCUAUUUUAUUCCUUUAGGGUUAUGUAAUUGUAGGGCUUAUUGAAUUCUUUCAUCUUUCUUCCUUCUACUUUUUAUACUUCAGAUUUAGUUUAAAAUUUUGCGUGAUUAUUGCUUGGAGGAAAGGAUAAUGUGAAAGAAUUUCAGA